GCUCGAUUGCCUCCUUCCUGAUUCGGACAGCUCUUCGACAGCUCUUCGGGGCUUCCCUUGUAUACAACCUGAACAACAAAAAGAGCUCCUUCCAAAGCUACGCUGCAGGCUGCCCUACUAGCACAAUGGGGUCUCACAAUCAGCUCAGGCUAGGUUGAGUAUUUCCCUUCUCUCUCUGGCUGGUAGGUUACCGCACACCUAAGUGAUCUCUCCGCCGCAUUCUUACUGAUCUAUCAUGUCGCUCAUCCCUAAAACGAAGCCACUCCUUCUCUUCGGUCUCAUUCUUACCAUCAUUAUCAGCUGCCCCGUGUGUCUCAGCUCGGCCAUCACUCCACGAUACUUACCCUACGGAGCCGUGAUCACUCACUGCACGGUCCCAGGCACCGUGGCCCUGACCUUCGACGACGGACCCGGCAUCUACACCGACCAGCUUCUCGAUCUCCUCAGCGAGUACGGCGCGCGCUCCACCUUCUUCGUGAACGGCUAUGAGCUCUCCGACCACCGCGACGUUCUGACUCGGACAAUGAACGAAGGCCACCAGAUCGGUUCUCACACGUACGACCACGCUCGACUCCCCACACUACGGUACGGUGAAGUCGUCGAGCAGAUGGGCAGGCUGGAAGCCGCAGUGCAGAAGAUCCUCGGGGUGGUCCCGACGUACAUGAGGCCGCCGUAUCUCGCCAUCAACGGCGAAGUCCUCGCCGCCAUGGGCGAUCUCGGAUACCACGUCAUCAGCGCCAGCGUCGACACCAAGGACUUCGCGCACGAUCAUCCGGACUUGAUCUCCCGCAGCUUCACGAGGUUCCUCGAAGGUCUGAAUGCCGGCGGCUCCGUCGUGUUGGCCCACGAUACCCAUGAGCAGACAGUCGUGGCGUUGACCCGGGCGAUGCUGGAUGAGAUAGUGGCCAGAGGGUUGAAUCCGGUCCCGGUGGCAGAUUGUUUGGGCGAUGCGGAGGAGAGUUGGUAUCGUUGAUCCAUGCCAUUGACUCAUGAGCGUAGGUGUCGAGUGAACACUUGUUUAGACUGCUUUUCUUUUGUGUGUGUCUAAUAUUCCUUGUUGAAAUUUAUGCCUUACCCUUUCUAUGUUGUUCUGUUCCUGAUCCAUAUUAAGGUACAGUACAUCACAGGGGAAAUGUUCGGAGCCAAUAGGUGGUUCUAUAGGAUUGGAUCUGGUCAGCCUGCUCCCUGCAGGCUACGCGACGACUGUCUGCGGAUGGAUUCCCU
Molecule: messenger RNA, 1224 nt
Organism: Aspergillus homomorphus CBS 101889
Lineage: Eukaryota; Fungi; Ascomycota; Eurotiomycetes; Eurotiales; Aspergillaceae
Product: chitin deacetylase
Exons: 3
Coding region: 236-973 (245 amino acids)
Biological process (GO): carbohydrate metabolic process
Molecular function (GO): hydrolase activity, acting on carbon-nitrogen (but not peptide) bonds
Source: RefSeq, a predicted model, not a curated record